Molecule: messenger RNA, 1899 nt
Organism: Aphis gossypii (cotton aphid)
Lineage: Eukaryota; Metazoa; Arthropoda; Insecta; Hemiptera; Aphididae
Gene: Arc42
Product: short-chain specific acyl-CoA dehydrogenase, mitochondrial
Exons: 10
Coding region: 240-1478 (412 amino acids)
Biological process (GO): fatty acid beta-oxidation using acyl-CoA dehydrogenase; butyrate catabolic process
Cellular component (GO): mitochondrion
Molecular function (GO): flavin adenine dinucleotide binding
Source: RefSeq, a predicted model, not a curated record
AUUGGUAGUUGGUACUGCACUACGCCGCUUCUGCAUUAGACAUUAGUACAUUCGGCCAGUCGACUCGUACAAACUCGAAGUACGAGUGUUUUUUUAAACUAGAUCAUUUCUACGUCUAUAUAUGUCCUCACCCGUUGACCGUUGUGUAUUGCUAAACAAAUCUUUAUAGUUUUUUUUUCUGUGAAUCUGUCAAUUUUUGCAUCUCAUUAUUAGCUUGUUUGAAUCGAAAAAUAAUCAUAAUGUCGAGCUUAAAAUUAUCUUCUCUUUUGAAAAACUCAGGGAUGAGGUUUGCUCUGAAUGGUGUCACGAAAAGGUCGAUAGCCUCUCUGUCGUCCUUGUCAGAGACUCAUCAAAUGCUGUAUAAGACUUGUAGAGAUUUUGCAGAAGGAGAGUUAAAACCUGUUGCAGCUAAAGUGGAUAAGGAACAUUUAUUUCCUGAGAAACAGAUUAAAGAAAUGGGAGAAUUGGGUUUAAUGGCAAUUGAUAUUCCAGAGUCAUUGGGUGGUACGGGUCUUGACUAUUUGGCAUAUGCUAUUGCAAUAGAAGAAAUUUCUAGAGGUUGUGCAUCAGCUGGCGUUAUUAUGAGCGUGAAUAAUUCUUUGUACCUUGGUCCAAUUAAUAAGUUUGGAAAUGAUAAACAAAAAGAGGAGUAUAUCAGACCUUUUACAAAUGGGGAAAAAAUUGGAUGUUUUGGUCUUAGCGAACCAGGUAAUGGAAGUGAUGCUGGUGCAGCUUCUACUUUGGCAGUUAAAAGUGGUUCCAAUUGGGUUUUAAAUGGCACUAAAUCAUGGAUUACUAAUGCCCAUGAAGCCAAAGCAUCAGUUGUAUUUGCAACCACCGAUAAAGCUAAGAAACACAAAGGAAUUAGUGCAUUUUUAGUUAGAAGAGAAUAUCCAGGGUUUUCAUUGGGUAAAAAAGAAGAUAAACUUGGUAUACGAGGUUCGUCUACUAGUAAUUUAAUUUUUGAAGACUGUUCAAUUCCAGAAGAAAACAUCUUGGGUGAACCUGGUAUGGGUUUCAAAAUUGCAAUGAUGACUUUAGAUGCUGGCCGCAUCGGAAUUGCUUCUCAAGCACUUGGGAUAGCUCAAGCAUCUCUCGAUGUUGCUGUUGAAUAUGCAACCAAAAGAAUAGCAUUUGGCGCUCCUAUAUCUAAACUGCAAAGUAUUCAGAAUAAAAUUGCCGACAUGUCUUUGAGAGUAGAAAGUGCAAGAUUGUUGACAUGGAGAGCAGCUGUUUUAAAAGAUGAACAUAAGCCAUUUACAAAGGAAGCAGCAAUGGCCAAAUUAGCUGCAUCUGAAGCAGCAACAUUCAAUGCACAUCAGUGUAUUCAAGUAUUGGGUGGUAUGGGUUAUGUUUCUGACAUGCCCGCUGAACGGCACUAUCGCGAUGCUCGGAUAACAGAAAUUUAUGAAGGAACGUCUGAAAUACAGAAGCUUGUGAUAGCUGGAAAUGUAUUCAAAGAGUAUAGCAGCUCUUAAUAAGUUAUUAUCCAUAAGAAUUAAUACUGAUAUACCGUUACCAAUUAAUUAAAGUGUAUACUACACAAUCUACGGAUGGUGUUUAGACUGAAUUUUUCAAAUUUAAAAGUAUAUCUAUGGAAGUAUAAAAUUAUACCUAUUGAAAAUAUCCCAACAUAAUAUAUUAUGAUCAUUUCAAUUCAAUUAAUUGUUAGAUCUAUAUAGUAUAUUUUAUAAACUGUUAAACAUUUAUGACAGAUUUUUAAAUUUCUAUACUAUUGCAUGCAAUUAAAUUAAUAUAAAUUAUAAGUAUAAAAUAUUUAAUCAAAUAAUUAUAUUAUGAUUUUAAUGAAAUGUCAUUUAUUUUUUUGAUUUUAUAAUUGAGUAUUUUAUUUGAUAUACAUAUAUUUUUUUAAAUAAAUAAAUGUAUUCAAAUGUUAUA